GCAGAGAGCAGGUCUGUACCGGAUUAUUUGUGGAGAGCUUAUUGCACACCAUCGAAAGAAAACAAUACAAUCACUAUGGUUAACUGGACAGCAACUGAACGCAAGACCAUUAACAGCUUAUGGGCCAAAGUACAUAUUGAGGAGGUUGGCACCCAAGCUUUAGUCAGGCUUUUAGUUGUGUACCCUUGGACCCAAAGGUAUUUUAGUACUUUUGGCAACCUCUCCAAUCCCGCAGCCAUUGCUGGAAACGCCAAAGUCCAGGAGCACGGCAAGACAGUGCUCACAGCUGUCGGUGAAGCUAUCAAGCACAUGGACGACGUGAAGUCAACUUUUGCCAAGCUGAGCAAGUUGCACUCUGAGAAACUCCACGUGGACCCCGAUAACUUCAAGCAUUUGGGCGAUUGCCUGUCCAUUGUUCUGGCUGCCACUUUCGGCCAUGCCUACACUCCGGAUGUCCAGGCUACAUGGCAGAAGUUGAUUGCUGUCAUCGUCUCCGCCCUGAGCAGUCAGUACCACUAAACAAAUGAUGUCACUGUGGUCCAGUAUCCACCGUGUGGCCACGGGAAAAACAUCAGGAGAUGUGCAAAAUGUAUCAUGUGCAAAAUCUAAUGACGUUUCUCAUUGUUGUAAACUAACAUUCAGUAGCUUUGAAUGACAUAAAUAAAAUAUUUAACUCAA
Acipenser ruthenus (sterlet) is the source of this 678-nucleotide messenger RNA. Its product is annotated as hemoglobin cathodic subunit beta-like. NCBI's taxonomy places the organism in Eukaryota, Metazoa, Chordata, Actinopteri, Acipenseriformes, Acipenseridae. Gene Ontology annotation, cellular component: haptoglobin-hemoglobin complex; blood microparticle; hemoglobin complex. Gene Ontology annotation, biological process: oxygen transport; hydrogen peroxide catabolic process. The coding region runs from base 76 to 519 and encodes 147 amino acids. Gene Ontology annotation, molecular function: organic acid binding; oxygen carrier activity; heme binding. The transcript has 3 exons. The record is from RefSeq and is a predicted model, not a curated record.